Messenger RNA from Bufo bufo (common toad), 4328 nucleotides. RefSeq names its product oocyte zinc finger protein XlCOF7.1-like. The record is from RefSeq and is a predicted model, not a curated record. Bases 164 to 4207 code for a protein of 1347 amino acids. Gene Ontology annotation, molecular function: RNA polymerase II cis-regulatory region sequence-specific DNA binding; DNA-binding transcription factor activity. Lineage: Eukaryota; Metazoa; Chordata; Amphibia; Anura; Bufonidae. The transcript has 12 exons. Gene Ontology annotation, biological process: regulation of transcription by RNA polymerase II.
CCUCCUUCUGGCAUCUAGCAUAUCCACACGGCUGAUCUACAGGUGAAGGUACAGUAAACCCUUGACUGUAUGGGCUCUGAGGCUGAGGUAGGUGAGGUUCCCGCAAUAUAAAAUAAUCUGAUAUCUUAUAUAAAAGAGAAUUUUCCUGAUUGAUCCAUGAAGAAUGGAUGGGAACAGAGACAAGAUGGCCGAGAAGAUAUUAAAUCUCACUCUAGAGAUACUCUUCCAACUUACUGGAGAGGAUUACACAGUGGUGAAGAAGACCUCUAGCGAGCGCUGUCAGGCUCCUGUUUCUGAAGGAUGGGGAAGAACCUUGAGCCCAAUCACGGGGCCUCUGCCUCACUCCAUGAUACAUGAGGAAAUCAAUGAACAGAAGAUCCUAGAACUCAUCCACAAGAUGAUUGAGCUGCUGACUGGAGAGGUUCCUAUAAGGUGUCAGGAUGUCACUGUCUAUUUCUCCAUGGAGGAGUGGGAGUAUGUAGAAGGACACCAGGAUCUGUACAAGGAUGUCCUGAUGGAGGACCACCAGCCCCUCACAUCACCAGGUAGAUCCAGUAAGAGAACAACACGAGAUAGAUGUCCCAAUCCUCUUCUUCCACAGGAUCAUCAGCUCUUAAAUCAGGAGGAAGAUUUGAAUAAUAUUAAUGCUACAGAAACAUAUGCGAUCGGUGAUGACCAGUGUGAGGAGGAACCUCCUACAGAAACAUGUGUGAGUGCUAAUGACCAGUGUAAGGAGGAACCUCCGAUGGACACAUAUGUGGGAGGUGAUGACCAGUGUAAGGAGGAACUUCCUACGGAGACAUAUGUGGGAGGUGAUGACCAGUAUAAGGAGGAACUUCCUACGGAGACAUAUGUGGGAGGUGAUGACCAGUGUAAGGAGGAACUUCCUACGGAGACAUAUGUGGGAGGUGAUGACCAGUAUAAGGAGGAACUUCCUACGGAGACAUAUGUGGGAGGUGAUGACCAGUAUAAGGAGGAACUUCCUACGGAGACAUAUGUGAGGGAUGAUGACCAGUAUAAGGAGGAACUUCCUACGGAGACAUAUGUGGGAGGUGAUGACCAGUGUAAGGAGGAAAUUACUAUGGACACAUAUGUGUGGGAUGAUGAACAGUAUAUGGAAGAAUCUCCUACAUAUAACCAGCCAGAUGACUGUACCAGGAGCUCAGAGACACCUCUGGUAUCUUCAGAUUUUAAAGCAGAUGAAGGUGGUAUUACUCAAGACACAUAUGAAAAACAUGCCAUUGUCUCAGAUGUACCCUCAGCCUUUCACAGCAGAGAUCUAUCAUCUGAUCCUUUUAAACAUCUCCUAUCUUCUGAUUCAUCACAAGCUGUAAAUCAGAAUAAUAGUCACAAAAAGGAUGUUGUAGGUCAAAGAACGCACACAGCGAAGAAAACAUUUAUUUGCUCAGAAUGCGGGAAAUGUUGUUCUCUGAAAACAGAUCUUGAAAGACAUCAGAGAAUUCACACAGGAGAAAAGCCAUAUUCAUGUUCAGAGUGUGGAAAAAGUUAUACUCGGAAAUUACAUCUUGUUCAACACAUGGUGAGUCACAAAGGGGAGAAGCCAUUUUCUUGUCCAGAAUGUGGGAAACGUUUUCACCAGAAAAAAAGACUCGUUGAACAUCAGAGAACUCACACAGGAGAGAAGCCAUAUUCAUGCGCAGAAUGCGGGAAAUGUUUUAUUCAUAAAUCAAGUAUGGUCAAACAUCAAAGCCUUCACAGUGAAGAGAAGCCAUUUUCAUGUCCUGAAUGUGGAAAGUGUUUUAGUCUGAAGUCAUCUCUUAAUGCACAUCAAAGAAGUCACAGAGAAGAAAGAUUUUCGUGCCCAGAAUGUGGUAAAUGUUACAAAUCUAAAUCAUCUCUCGUUAUACAUCAAAAAAUUCACACAGGAGACCAACCAUUUUCAUGUUCAGAAUGUGGGAAACGAUAUGCGGUGAAAUCACUUCUUGCUCAACAUCUGAAGAGUCACGCAGAAGAGAAGCCAUAUUCAUGUUCAGAAUGUGGCAAAGGUUUUACUCAGAAAUCACAUCUUGUUGGACAUCUGAGAAUUCACACAGGGGAGAAGCCUUAUUCAUGUCCAGAAUGUGGGAAGUGUUUUGCUCAGAAAGUGAACGUCAUCGUACAUCAAAACACUCACACAGGAGUGAAGCCAUAUUCAUGUUCAGAAUGUGGGAAAUGUUUUACUCAGAAAUCAAGUUUUCUUAAGCACCAGAGAAUGAACACACACAAAGAAAAACCUACAAUAAUUGGAGGCAAAAUACUGGUAUAUCCUACCACAAAAAGGCAAAGCAAAUCCUGGAGGAAAGGGGGGACACGAUUGAAACCUGUUCUCAAUAAGAAGCUAAACACAAGAACAAGGGGGCACAAUCUGAAAUUAGCUGGGGGUAACAUCAUGAACAAUGUCAGGAAAUAUUAUUUUACUGAAAGAGUGGCUGAAACUGGGAAGAGACUUCCAGCAGAAGGACACAAGGAUCUUUACAAGGAGGUCAUGAUGGAGGACCACCAGACCCUCACACCGCCAGGAAAAUCCACUAAGAGAAGAACACCAGAGAGAUGUCCCAGUCCCCUUCCUCCACAGGAGCAUCAGCUUUUAUAUCAGGAUCAGAGCAAUAUCAAUUCCAUAGAUUCAUAUGUGAGGGUUGAUGACCAGUGUAAGGGGCACAUUCCUACAGGUAACAGCUCAGCUGACUGUACGAGGAGCUCAGAGGGACAUCUGAUAUCUUCAGAUUUUAAAGCAAAUGAUUGUGGAAUCACACAAGACACAUAUGAAGAACAUGCCAUCAUCUCAGAUGUCUCCUCAGCCCUUCACAGCAAAGAUCUAUCUUCUGAUCCUCUUAAACAUCUCCGAUCUUCUGAUUCAUCACAGAUUGUUAAGCAAACUAUAAGUCACAAAAGGGAUGUUGUACAUCGAAGAGCUCACAAGAGGAAGAAACCAUUUUCAUGCUCAGAAUGCGGAAAAUGUUUUAAUCAGAAAUCCGAUAUUGAGAGACAUCAGAGAAUUCACACAGGAGAGAAGCCAUAUUCAUGUUCAGAAUGUGGGAAAUGUUUUUCUCAGAAACCAACUCUUGUUCAACAUCAAAGAAUUCACACGGGGGAGAAGCCAUUUUCAUGCCAAGAGUGUGGAAAAUGCUUUACCCAUAAACAUAAUCUUGUUAAACAUAGGAAAAAUCACACAGGAAAGAAGGAAAAGUCAUUUUCAUGUUCAGAAUGUGGGAAAUGUUAUGGCACAAAAUCUACUCUUGUUGAACAUCAUAAAACUCACACAGGAGAGAAACCAUUUUCAUGUUCAGAAUGUGGGAAAUGUUAUACUCGGAAAUCACAUCUUGUUAAACAUAUGAGGAGUCACACAGGGGAGAAGCCAUUUUCAUGUUCAGAAUGUGGGAAAUGUUUUGCCCAGAAACUAAUUCUUGUUAGACAUCAAAGAAUUCACACAGGAGAAAUGCCAUUUUCAUGCCAAGAAUGUGGGAAAUGUUUUACUCAAGAAGUAAAUCUUGUUAAACAUCAGUCAAUUCACACAGGAAAGAAGGAAAGGUCAUUUACAUGUUCAGAAUGUGGCAAAUGCUUUAGGCAGAAAUCAGUUCUUGUUAAACAUCAGAGAAUUCACACAGGGGAGAAGCCAUUUUCAUGUCCAGAAUGUGGCAAGUGUUACAGCGCCAAAUCAACACUUGUAGACCAUCAAAAAAUUCACACAGGUGUGAAGCCAUUUUCAUGUUCAAAAUGUGGGAAAUGUUAUGCUGUGAAAUCACAUCUUGCUCAACAUCUGAGGAGUCACACAGAAGAGAAGCCAUUUUCAUGUUCAGAAUGUGGGAAAUGUUUUGUUCAGAAAUCACAUCUUGUUCAACAUCAGAGAAUCCACACAGGUGAGAAGCCAUACUCAUGUCCAGAAUGUGGGAAAUGUUUUACUCAGAAAUCAAAUUUUGUUGUACAUCAAAAUAUUCACAGAGGGGAGAAGCCAUUUUCAUGUACUGUAUGUGGAAAGUGUUUUAACCACAAGUCAGCUCUUACUGCACAUCAGAGAAUUCACACAGGGGACAUGUUUUCCUGCCCAGAAUGUGGGAAAUGUUUUAUCCAGAAAUCAGAUCUUGUUAAGCAUGAACGAACCCACACAGUUACUCGUUUUCUGGAUAAAUAUUUCAAGAAAAAACUACAUUUACAGCCAAAGUCAAGUGACAUACAAGAUAAAGCACAAGCUAAUAAUAGUUCUAAAUGAUGAUGAUGAACUGUAUGCAAUUACCAAUCCAAACAGCAAAUAGAAUCCAUAUAAUCCACCGUUCUAUCAGGCACGUACAGAAAGAUGUUCCCAUGAACAUAUAUAUAACUUUCUCAAAACG